AUGCCCUUCAUACCAAAUACCCCCGAGUCCUCGUUCGACCGCUCAGACUCCCUCGAUCCCAACGCGACAUGCCGCGGCAUAACCACAUCUGGCAGACCAUGCCGACGAGCGAUCCCAAACGCCCAACCUAGCCCAUCACGGCAUGGCAAGCGACGGCCCCAGACCCCGGACCUUCGCGACGAGAACCACAAGGAGCAGGCAAGCAUGUCGGCGCACUCGAGUCCUGGUCCGCGUGGAACUGCUACACCCAUCCUCCAACACCAGCGCACGAGCUUGGACACGCUCGCUGACCGCCUCGGACUGAUCGACUUGCAAGAUAAGAAGAAGCUCAAGUCGCGCAAGAGCCAACGGCAGGAUUCUGGCCACCGACCUUCGAAGCCCCAGAAGCAGAAGGCCUCGUUUUGUUGCUGCUUUGGUACCGUCGAGGAGCCCUCCAAGCCUGCUGUUCCCGUCCGGCCGCAGCCUCGACCGGUCCAAAAGCACUCAGCCUCUGUCCCCUCUGCACAGAAGAAAUCCAAGAGCUCCCGCAAGUCGGGGGCAUCCUUCGUCGGUCAAGCGAAGGACCUUAUAUCCGAUGAUCUCGAUCCCACGACCGCCUCUGCGCUCAUGACAGAGCUUGCCCGCCCGUACGUCGACUCCGAGGAAGCUGGCUACAUCUACAUGUUCUGGCUCACACCCACCUCUUCGUCGAGGUCCAUGGCAGUCCCCGGAGACGCAGCCCGUGACCUGCUCGCUCCCCCGUCCCCGACACCUCGAUCUCGACGAGCCAGCGACGUGGUAUACUCGUACGCGGACAAGAACGAAUCCAAGGCAGGUCCUGGCGCAGGCGGGAAGCCCAUGGUGCUCAAGAUAGGCCGGGCGGCCAACGUUCACCGCCGGAUGGUCCAGUGGCAGCGGCAGUGCGGCCGCGACGUCGAGGUGCUGCGGUACUACCCGUACUCGCCCUCAGCCUCAGGCAGCGUAACGUCGCCGCGCCCCACGCCGCACGCGCACCGGGUCGAACGUCUCAUCCACAUCGAGCUGGCGGGGAUGGGGCUGCGAGCUGAUCUAGGGGUGUGUGAUGCGUGUGGGCGUGAGCACCGCGAGUGGUUCCAGGUGGAGGCGACACGCGCCGCGGUCAGGAAGGUGGACGGCAUCAUUCGGAAGUUUGUGGAAUGGGAUGAACGAAACGUAUAA
Molecule: messenger RNA, 1176 nt
Organism: Clonostachys solani
Lineage: Eukaryota; Fungi; Ascomycota; Sordariomycetes; Hypocreales; Bionectriaceae
Source: the annotation of a GenBank genome assembly